AUGCAAACCGUUACUCUUGAUAUGAAUCAGCUGGGGUCACCGCCCGUCCCGCGCCCCGCACACAGCCCAUCCACUGAUAAAUCGUUACCGAGGGCGACACGUAUUGUAAACAACGACACUUUAGAACUUACCGGCGAUUCUAAUACACAAGUAAUUGCUACUAAAUCAAAGAAAUCAUUUGCAACUGUAGCGAAAACGGGUGAGUGGAAUCUGGUUCAGAGGAAAAGAUAUAAAAAUCGAUUUAUGAGAAACAAAGGAAAAGCGGUUGUCCAGCCAGAUAACAACUUUAAAGCGCGGAUAUUAGUAUUCCUAUAUACAUUUACAAUGUCUCAAAGGAGACAACAGCGGAAGAUAUUUUAA
Messenger RNA from Danaus chrysippus (African queen), 360 nucleotides. NCBI's taxonomy places the organism in Eukaryota, Metazoa, Arthropoda, Insecta, Lepidoptera, Nymphalidae. The record is from the annotation of a GenBank genome assembly.